GGAAAAGUCGCCAAGUUUAGUUGUUCUAGCACAAGCCGUUUGGGAGAUAUAAAACGUCAAAGUUGGCGGUCACUUUUAGCGCCACAACCCCCCACCCCCAUCCCCGUCUGAAUAGGGCUAACCGUGUACUGUGAUGCUUGUGCUAUGAUCCUUGUAGUCAUCCUUAUGUAUAUACAAUAUCAUUCCGGGCCGUUGUCUGAGAAAUAAUUCAAUCUUUUGUCAAACAAAAAUUUUCCAGAAUGUAAUCGUCUCCGAGUGUACGUUGCAAUAGUAGCAGCUAUCAUGGUGUUCAUUUGGAUCAUGGGAGGAAUCUUUGCCGCCAUUUACUUCAAGACUGACCCACAUAAUCAUCAAAAGGUAGGCCAACGUCGUUUCUGCUUGUACGAAGACAUUCUGAUAUUAAAUGCUUCCACGAGCUAGUUGCUAUCUUACAGAUUUAUGGUACAAUGAAUCCUGAGAAAAUUUGAAAAGCCCUUGGGAGAUGCUGUAGAUGAUGCUUUCCAAAUGCUCUCCACUAAAAGAUUAGUAUUUUAAACGCACAAGAAGAUGAAAGUAUUGUCUUGUUCUUGUUCUUUUGCAGAUGAGAUCUGUCAAUUGUUCUAUUGGUCAAAACGUAGCACCCACGCUGACAGCAACCUCAAAAACAAACGUUAAGGUCACCAUUGGUGGGAAAGGAUUCUACCCUGGGAAAUUUUCAGAGCCACGUGGAGUAGCCGUUUCCUCCGAAGAGAUUUUUGUGUCUGAUAUGAAGAACAAACGAGUCCAAGUCUUCAGCAUGUCAGGAGUCUACCUCCGUUUCUUCCCAACCAUACUGCUAGGUAAAAAUGGGGAAGCCAUGUUCCCUACUGAUGUCGCUAUUGACGGUGAGGGUCUUGUGUGGGUGGUGGGGCGACCUUAUGUUGGCGAAGACGUGCUAUUUGUGGUACAGUACGACCCAAACGGUGUGCCUGUGACCAAGGUGGACGUACAAUGCUGGGCUUGGUACCCCAACAUUGCCGUGGACGCAAAUAACAACAAGAUCGUUGUGGAAACGUCUGACGAAAUUUGGAUCUUUCUGACAAACAGCUCGUUUGAGAGGCGGUUUGGAAAAGAUCAAGAACUAGAAAUUGACUACGUCACAACAAACAAAGACGGGGAUGUACUUGUCACUGACUAUACAUCCCGCGGUGUCUAUGUGUACACCAAUUCUGGGAAUUUGCGAUUCAGAUUUGGAGGCCGGGGAAGCGCUGAAGCUCAAUUCCGGUUCCCGAGAGGCAUUUGUACGGACCGUUUUGGUAACAUCCUCGUGGCUAACCAGGGUAAUGGGCGGGUCGACAUGUUCACAAGCCGCGGGAAGUUUGUCCGCUCCGUCGUUAAAAUCAACAACCCAUUCGGCAUUGCUCUUGGACCUGACGGACAGUUGGUGGUGACUAAUGUAUAUAGACACAGCAUAACCAUCUUUCCGAGUCAUAUGGUAUAUCCAUAGACUCACUAAAGCGCGCUCCUGACGGCCAA
Branchiostoma floridae (Florida lancelet) is the source of this 1494-nucleotide messenger RNA. Its product is annotated as tripartite motif-containing protein 3-like. The transcript has a single exon. Gene Ontology annotation, molecular function: protein binding; ubiquitin protein ligase activity; translation repressor activity. Lineage: Eukaryota; Metazoa; Chordata; Leptocardii; Amphioxiformes; Branchiostomatidae. Bases 581 to 1465 code for a protein of 294 amino acids. The record is from RefSeq and is a predicted model, not a curated record. Gene Ontology annotation, biological process: proteasome-mediated ubiquitin-dependent protein catabolic process; protein polyubiquitination; negative regulation of translation.